AUGGCGUGCCAGCAGCUGCGGUCGACCAGCCUGCCCGUGAGGCCGCACGCCCUGGUGCAAGAGCUCGAGGACGACCUGCAGGGGCUCCGCUCCGGCGCGGUGGCGUCGGAGGCAUCUCCCGCGGUGCUCGCGGGGAGGCUCGGCGACGCGUACGGUCGCAUUGGGGAGCUCGUCCGGCUUCCCGCCUGCCGCGACGCGCUGUCGAGCGCCCGGUGGAGGAGCGCCGUGGAGGCGGAGCUGGACGCGUCCGUGGCGCUGCUGGACCUCUGCCAGCGCGCCAGAGACGCCGUCUCGUCCGCGAAGCAGCACGCGCGCGCGGCGCAGUGCGCGCUCCGGAGAGGGGACGCCGCGGUCGCCAAUGCGGCCAUGCGGGGGUACGUCCGGUGCCUGACGAAGGCGAGCAAGCAGGCCAGCGCCAGGAGGGCCUCGAGCAAGCGUGCACCGGUGGACGGCGAGACGCCAGCGGCGGUGAAGGUGUUGUCGGAGGCAGUGGCGGUCACCGUGGCCGUGCUGCAGUGUGUGGCGACGUCACUGUCCGCGCGAGUUGCAGACACGAGGAAGAGCAAGUGGUGUGUUGUGUCGAAACUGUUGCGUAGCGAUUGGUCACUUGGUGUAUGUGAGGAAUUGAACGGCGAUGAUGUUGUGCUGAGGACUCAGGAGAUGAUGGAGGAAUUAGAGGACGAUAUCGAGGACGUUGAGAGAGGUCUGGAGCAUCUGUUCAGGCAUAUAGUUCAGAGCAGAGUUGCCCUGCUCAAUGUGCUUACCCUGUAA
This is a messenger RNA of Phragmites australis (common reed), 771 nucleotides long. RefSeq lists its product as uncharacterized. Gene Ontology annotation, biological process: root development; shoot system development. The transcript has a single exon. Bases 1 to 771 code for a protein of 256 amino acids. Lineage: Eukaryota; Viridiplantae; Streptophyta; Magnoliopsida; Poales; Poaceae. The record is from RefSeq and is a predicted model, not a curated record.